Messenger RNA from Pelobates fuscus (common spadefoot toad), 2915 nucleotides. Its product is annotated as peroxisomal acyl-coenzyme A oxidase 2-like. Lineage: Eukaryota; Metazoa; Chordata; Amphibia; Anura; Pelobatidae. The coding region runs from base 23 to 2044 and encodes 673 amino acids. Gene Ontology annotation, molecular function: 3alpha,7alpha,12alpha-trihydroxy-5beta-cholestanoyl-CoA 24-hydroxylase activity; fatty acid binding; FAD binding. Gene Ontology annotation, biological process: very long-chain fatty acid metabolic process; fatty acid beta-oxidation using acyl-CoA oxidase; lipid homeostasis. The record is from RefSeq and is a predicted model, not a curated record. Gene Ontology annotation, cellular component: peroxisome. The transcript has 14 exons.
ACAACCCAGGAAGGCAGAGUGCAUGAAAUCCACCAUGGCUUGGUUUAAAGCAAACGCAGGCAGAGAUGUUAACCCUGAACUUGCCAGCGAAAGGGAAUCUCCUUCUUUUAAUGUGGAAACUCUCACUAAUGUGCUGGAUGGAUCUGCAGAUGAGACACGUCUACGGAGAUCAGUUGUUCUCGCUGUUAUCAGAGACCCUGCUUUCAGUCGAGAGAAUCAUUAUUUCAAGACACGACAAGAACGAUACGAGGGAGCCGUCCGAAAUUCUUUCCACCUGAUAAAGAAAAUGACCGAAUAUGGUUGGGCCACUGAUGGACCAGAGGUUUCAUACGUUUACAGAGCACUUUCAGGAGAAUUGUCUCUUAACAUUCAUAGUAUCUUUAUAAUGUCUGUUAUGGCGUUUGGAACAGAUGAACAAAUUGCAAAGUGGGCCGUGCUUGCCAAUAAUUAUAAUAUUCUAGGAACCUAUGCACAGACCGAGCUAGGACAUGGAACAUAUCUCCGUGGUUUGGAAACAACAGCAACAUUUGACAUCAAGACACAAGAGUUUAUAAUAAACACUCCUCAAAUAACUGCUACUAAAUGGUGGCCUGGAGACAUGGGUAGAACAUGCACCCAUGCUGUUGUCUUGGCACAGCUAAUCAUUAAGGAUAAGAAUUACGGAAUGCAUCCAUUUAUAGUGCAAAUCCGGAGCCGAAAAGACCAUUCUGCCUUACCAGGUAUAACAGUUGGAGAUAUUGGGCCUAAAAUGGCUCUUGAUACCCUGGACAACGGAUUUCUUCAGAUGAGAAACAUUCAUAUUCCAAAGGAGAACAUGCUGAGCAGAUAUUCUGAGGUACUCUCGGAUGGCAGCUACGUUAAGCGUGGAAGUGAUAAGACAAAUUACUUCAUAAUGGUAGCUAUGCGAGUGGUCAUUCUUACUAAUGAUGUCAUGCCUAGCCUGAUGAAAGCCUGCAUAAUUUCUGUCCGAUAUUCUGCUGUCCGUCGCCAGUCAGAGUUAAAACCAGGUGAUAAGGAGUCAAAAAUCAUUGAUUACCAAACUCAGCAACAAAAGUUGUUUCCGCUUGUUGCUACGUGUUACGCCAUUCAAUUCACAAUAAAAUAUGUCAACAAAGUUUACAACGAUGUGUCCAAGAUGAUUAAAGCAGAAAAUUUUGACUCACUCCCAGAGCUUCAUGCUAUCGUGUCCAGUGUCAAAGCCUAUGCAACAGAAAUUUGUGCCAAUGGAAUCGAGGUGUGUCGGAAGGCCUGUGGGGGCCACGGAUAUUCUCUUUUUAGUGGUCUCCCUACCCUGUACACAACAGCAGUUGCAGCGUGCACAUACGAAGGAGAAAAUACUGUCCUACACCUGCAGACAGCAAGGUUUUUGAUCAAAUGUUUUGCUGGCGCCCAGUCUGGACAGCAGUUACCUCCCAUUACGAUGUAUUUAUCAUUUCCACCCUCUAGUCAUUGUCCGGCAAGCAACCACUUGGACUUUGUGAAUCCGUAUGUAUAUGUGGAGGCUUAUCAGCACAGAGCGUUUAGUCUCAUUGCAUCAGCAGCAUAUAAACUGCAAAGUCUUGUCCAGUCUAGCAGUGAGCAGUAUCUGGCAUGGAAUAACACAUCGGUGGAGCUGGUGAAGGCCUCAAUAGCUCAUACGCACUACAUGACAGUGAAAAUUUUUGUUGAUGCACUGAAUUCGGUUUCAAGAGAACCAGAAAUCCAGAAGGCAUUAAAGAGUCUCUGUGACUUGUACGCACUGCAUGGAAUAUUUACCAAUGCUGGAGAUUUCCUGCAGGAUGGAUAUUUGUCUGGAAAACAACUGGAAAUGGUAACAACAGCCUAUCUUAACCUCUUGCCUGUGAUCCGAAAGGACGCGGUUCUUUUAGUAGAUGCUUUUGACUUCACGGAUGCAGAGCUAUUAUCAGCGAUUGGCAGUUAUGAUGGAAAUGUCUAUCACAACCUUCUAGAAUGUGUUCAGAAAAAUCCGGAUAACAAGCAGGUUAAUCCUAUGUUUGAGAGUCACCUGAAGCCUUAUUUACAAAGUACCCAGGCAAAGCUGUAAAAACUCAAGCAGUCCAAGAUGUGAUUAUAAAGGUACUAGUCAAAGUACCAACAACAUAUGCUCCUUUGAAAGAACAUACAAUUUCACCUAUAGAUUGUGCUAGCAACUCUGAGUAGAUAUUUCAGUCUCUUGAACUCUGCUGCUAAAUAGUUCGGUAGUGCGCCACCAGGAGCAAUGUCUCUGUUAAGGCAGCCAUCUUGUUUAUGGAAAUGGGCAAGCAAGGGGAUGACCUGUCCCAUUACUGUGGCUCUCAUUUUCUGUCACAUCGAUAAAUAGAAUAAGAACUGACACUAGGUUACCUUUUAUUGUCCAGUCCUCACUACCUAGAGGGUAGUCAAUGCCAAUGGAGUGGUUGAAAGCUAGACUAUGGAUUCCAUGUUCCAACAUUCUUCCCAGCAUGUCUAAAAUAGAGUUCCACCUUGGGCUGAUAUCCUUUUGUAGACGAUGUGUUGGAAACACUGUUUUUGCUUGCUCCUGCCUCAAGAGUUGGCUAGCCUUCAAACUACUGUGGAAAUACCUGGCAAUCCACCUUUAACUAUCAAGUGUGGUUGCCACUUUUGUGUUGCCUUAAGGAAUUGCAUCUUUCACUACAAGUUUGUAGAACAGCAGUACAAAGAACAAGAAUUACAAAGGAACCAUCUUCAGAUGGAAACACAUUGUUUUACAUAUUGUACAAAUUGUUUUACCACAAUGCUUAAUAAAUAUUCCCCUAGACAUACAGAGCUAUAUAUAUUUUAUGUUACAGGGUGUCAGUCUCAUGUCCUGCUUUCUACUUCUGUAUUUCUUAUUACGUAGCUCAAGUAUUACCGUAUACAUAGCUUGAAAGACCAAAUGGUCAGUAGGCCUGAUUAGAAUACAAGAUACUCCUGCU